Messenger RNA from Penicillium verhagenii, 1083 nucleotides. RefSeq names its product endo-1,4-beta-xylanase. Gene Ontology annotation, molecular function: hydrolase activity, hydrolyzing O-glycosyl compounds. The coding region runs from base 1 to 1083 and encodes 360 amino acids. Gene Ontology annotation, biological process: carbohydrate metabolic process. Lineage: Eukaryota; Fungi; Ascomycota; Eurotiomycetes; Eurotiales; Aspergillaceae. The transcript has 2 exons. The record is from RefSeq and is a predicted model, not a curated record.
AUGCGUUCAUCUCUUGCGUUAACGGCCUUGCUAGUUGGCGCUUCCCAAGGAGCACCCCAUGCCUCUAUCAACAAUGAGAAAAUUGAUCUCAACACACUUGCUCAACAUCGGGAAAAACUAUGGUUUGGCUCAGCAGCCGAUAUUCCUGGAACUGCUGAAACCACUGAUGCUGCUUAUCUCAAAGUGCUGAAGAGCAACUUUGGUGAAGUCACGCCCGCCAACGCCAUGAAGUUUAUGUAUACCGAGCCAGAGCAGAACGUAUUCAACUUUACCGAAGGCGACCAAUUCCUAGAGGUCGCAGAGAGCUUCGGCGCCAAAGUCCGAUGCCAUAAUCUUGUCUGGGCCAGCCAGCUGUCUGACUUCGUCACAUCCACGACCUGGACGGCCGAAACCCUCACUGCUGUGAUGAAGAAUCACAUUUUCAAGACCGUUCAGCACUUUGGUCGGCGCUGCUACUCGUGGGAUGUGGUUAACGAGGCUCUCAACUCGGACGGCUCCUUCUCCUCGAGUGUCUGGUACGACACCAUUGGCGAUGACUACUUCUAUCUCGCAUAUCACUAUGCGCAACUGGCAUUGGCAGAGAUCGGCGCAGAUGAUGUGAAGCUGUACUACAACGACUACGGUAUCGAGAACCCCGGUACCAAAGCCACUGCCGUCCUGCAGCUCGUCAAUAAUUUGCGGGAGCGUGGUAUCCGAAUUGAUGGUAUCGGGCUGGAAUCGCACUUUAUCGUGGGCGAGACUCCUUCUCUUGCCGACCAACUUGCUACAAAGCAGGCUUACAUCAAGGCUAAUCUCGAUGUGGCUGUCACGGAACUUGAUAUUCGUUUCUCGGCUGCGCCGUUUUACUCGGCCGCUGGUCAGAAGCAGCAAGCGGAGGACUACUACACCAGCGUUACAAGCUGCGUAAAUGCUGGUCCUCGCUGCAUUGGUGUGACUGUUUGGGACUUUGACGAUGCGUACUCUUGGGUUCCUGGUACCUUUGCUGGACAGGGCGGUGCCUGUUUGUUCAACGAUACUCUUGAGGCGAAGCCGGCGUACUACGCUGUUGCUCAGGCUCUCGAGGGGCAAACGCUUUCAGUGUAA